AUGCGCUUUCUUUCCGUUCUCGCGCUCGCAGUCACACUUGCGCCGCACUUUGCGCAUGCAACGACCCAACUCAGUUUCUUCGAACACAACUCUUGCAAUGCAGGGACGUCGUUCGAGGUAUACACCGAUUACAACGCUCUCACAGCCGACACGUCCUGCCAUGAGCUGUCCAAUGGGACGAUAGCGUUCUACGUGAAUCAAAUGGACCAAGGUUGUUCA
Molecule: messenger RNA, 219 nt
Organism: Capronia epimyces CBS 606.96
Lineage: Eukaryota; Fungi; Ascomycota; Eurotiomycetes; Chaetothyriales; Herpotrichiellaceae
Exons: 1
Source: RefSeq, a predicted model, not a curated record